AUGUCUCAAGACCUACACCGCUCUACCUCAUCAGUUGCCACUUCCGGGGAGGUCAGUUGUGGCUCGGAGGAACAGCAAGGACCACAUACAACUGCCUUGGAAAAUUGCGUCCAAGAUGGAAAGGAAAUCCGCAAGGGAGAGACAGUGGCGAAUGGGGCCCAGGGGCAAGAUACAUCAGUGCCAGCCUCGCAGACCCUUUCGCCACGCCCACCUUCAAAUGCAACAGGCAGUACCCCCGCUCACCAGGAAAGUGCAUCUCUUGUGAUAGAUCCUCGCAGCGAUUCCAAACCGCGGAGCACCAACGCUAACCAAAUUCGGAAAGCCCUUACCUUGAAAGAGAAGCGUGUCGGCACGCGAGCCCUCGUAGAAAAGACACGGGAGGCAUUUCUGCUGGAGAUGGCUAUUGAUACGCGAAAAGCAGAAAUACUCAAGCUUCACGACCGAGCAGCGGAAAAAUCAGAGGCGGUACGCAAAGCAGAAAGCAUGCUGACAAGAGAUGCUCAAAAAUUUGACGAAUUCCUUAGAAGCAGUGAUGCGGCUGCGCACGAAGCCAUUCGCAAAGCAGACGAGGCGGCGCGGGUUUCUCAAGAAAAGGCAACGGCUGUACGGCAGCUUCGUCAGAAGCUUGACGCCACGAAGGCUCGAGCGGCAUCUAAUCGAGAAAAGGUGAAGGAAUACUCGAGAUAUAGAGCUUUCCUAACACAUAUCACUCCGCAGGAUUGGCUUAAAGACCAAGAAGAGCUGUCUAAGGAACGCGUCCAACAGCAAAAGCAGCAAUGGGUGCAGAGCCAGCUACAGCAGCAGCAACUACAAUAUGCCGCAGACAUAGAGGCAAUUGAUGAAGACCUCCACGAAAAGCUUCAGGAGCUGGAGAAGAAAAAGUCACGCGGAGUUAAAGCAAGUGCUGGACUGCGAAAGGAAUUGGAGGAAAAGGCCGAAAAGAAAAAACGGCAGUUGAGCAGAAAACUCAAAACUGCUGCAGAAUUCGAGACAAUAUUUGACGCCGAAAACAUGGCGUUAUCGGCAAUUGACCUUUACUUUAAGGAUCCACAGGAGCCUCUUCGCCUUUUCAAAGAACUGGAAGAGGAAAACUUGUUCCUGAUUCAAAAUGCACAUGAGACUGUUAUUGAGUUGGAAGCAAUGGAAAAACGGUUCGCCGACACCCGUGCUGAAAUGGGGGCCCGAUUGGAGGGACUUGAAACAGUUAUUGCACAGCUCCAGCAACAGCUGCAACAGCAGCGUGCCAAAUGCAUGCAACAUCGAGGUGGGCAGCUACCGUUUCCCCCUGGGGCGCAUGAUAUCAGUCAGAACCCUUCCAACUACUCCCGUUCUGUUUUGGGCAAAGAGGAACUGGCCUCCCAGGAACAAGAAUCCGAUGCUUCCGCAGCACUCCAAAAACUGACGGUCCACGUCUCAGCUAUACACGCAGCUUGUGGCUUUGAAAAAGAGGCGUCUGUUGACUGCCUACGCAUGUUAGAGCAGAUUGAAGCUCGACUAGACUCGCACCUUGCAGCGCUUGCCAAGCACGAAGGCAAGCAGUCAAGCGCCCGUUCUAACAAAUCCAGCCAGCGGAUGUUUCGAUGCCACUUUUCAGUGAAGUGUUGUGCUAAAGAGGGCGGCUCGCCCCACCUUGACUGUUUUGAGUUAGCUGCGAAGGAGUGUAGUCAGUCUGGAGCGUUUUUGUGCGCGUGA
Messenger RNA from Eimeria maxima, 1692 nucleotides. RefSeq lists its product as hypothetical. The record is from RefSeq and is a predicted model, not a curated record. The coding region runs from base 1 to 1692 and encodes 563 amino acids. The transcript is spliced from 10 exons. Lineage: Eukaryota; Apicomplexa; Conoidasida; Eucoccidiorida; Eimeriidae.